Messenger RNA from Chilo suppressalis (striped riceborer), 2572 nucleotides. NCBI's taxonomy places the organism in Eukaryota, Metazoa, Arthropoda, Insecta, Lepidoptera, Crambidae. The record is from the annotation of a GenBank genome assembly.
GACAAGUCAUCUGUUGUCUAUUGUCAAGUGAUAUGUCAUAUCAACAUUUUCAAUUUGUUUUGUUUGUUCAACAAAGUUAUUUAGAAUGUUUCUAGGUAUAUUUUAUUAUGGAAAGUUAUCAACCCGAAUAUGACAAGAACGGCGUAUUAUCAGACACAUUCUGGAAGACACCGCAGCGCGCGAUCCCGGGCAGACCCUGUCAGAGGGUCGGACAAAGCGAGGUUAUGUCUGGCUCAUCGUAUCAGCAGUUCCAGGCGUCUGUGAACGAUGCUUGGGACCUGGGGGAUGACGACAUCAUUUCUGGCAUCGCCGAGACAAGAAUAUCCAAGGCCAUAUCACAAACUGUCGCUUUAAACGUGAUAAAUUCUCAUAGAAAUAGUAGUAAGAACGUAAACAAAAGUGACGUAAAAGGUGAGAUUGAUAAUGUGAAACCGCAAAACGAAGUUGUGAGUGCAAAGAAGAAUGAUGUUAGGAAAGUGGGGGGUGGUUCAGGUGUGAGUGCUGGUCCGAUGCGACCGUAUCCUGGGCGGCCGAGACCCGUGCGACUGUCUGCGCUGACGUCACGAGAGGAGAGCAACGAGUCGAAGCUAGAGAGGUUCCAGCAGCUACAAGAGAACGCAGUUAUAGACUUGAACGAGCUCAAACACCUCAGUUGGUCUGGCAUACCAGUUAAGGCUAGAGCUAUAACAUGGCGUCUCCUAGCCGGUUACCUCCCCGCAAAUACCGAACGUCGGGCGGAGACGUUGCAGCGCAAGAGGGCGGACUACAAGCACCUCGUACGCCAGUACUACGACGCCGAACGCGACGACGACACCUACCGACAGAUCCACAUAGACAUACCGAGAAUGAGCCCGCUCGUUGCGCUGUUUCAGCAGAUUACUGUGCAGGUGAUGUUCGAGAGAAUCUUAUACAUAUGGGCGAUACGGCAUCCAGCUUCAGGCUACGUGCAAGGCAUCAACGACCUGGUGACUCCAUUCUUCAUGGUGUUUCUGCAAGAGGCAGCUCCUGGAGAAGAAUUAGACAACUAUCCCCUGGACAAGCUGACUGAAGAGCAGCGUGACGUCAUCGAAGCUGACUCCUUCUGGUGCCUCUCCAAGUUCCUGGACAGUAUACAGGAUAACUACAUUUUCGCUCAACUCGGGAUACAGUAUAAGGUGAACCAACUCAAAGAGCUGAUCAAACGUAUAGACAAACCACUACACGAGCAUCUCCAAAGCCAUGGAGUAGACUACCUACAGUUCUCGUUCCGUUGGAUGAAUAACCUACUCACAAGAGAGAUACCUUUAGCAUGCAGCAUUCGCCUAUGGGAUACCUACCUCGCCGAAUCGGACGGGUUCGCAACUUUUCAACUUUACGUUUGUGCCGCUUUUCUCUUACAUUGGAGGGAGAGACUCCUGCUGGAAAGAGAUUUCCAAGGUCUAAUGAUACUUCUACAAAACGUUCCCACGCAGAAUUGGACGGAUUCCAAUAUAAGCAUGCUCGUUGCAGAGGCUUAUAAGCUGAAGUUCGCGUUCGCAGAUGCACCGAAUCAUCUUCACUCUGGAAAAUCAGAUAGAUGACCUGGUUAGGUUAAAAGGGUUUGGUCAGGGUAUCCGGAGUUUGGGUCUGCAGUCUCGACAUAGUUGUUAAGCAGGAUACUUAACAAAUGAUUACUUUUAUAGUCUGCUAGUGGACUUCAGAAAUCAGUAAGUCAAUAAGGAAGUUUUAAUGGAAGUAAAAAUUCCAGAUCAAACCGUGGAGCAAUACAGCUGUAGUUAAUGUUUCGGGAAUCCAAACAGGAACCUGAAAAUUCUUUAUAAUGUUGCUAUAUAAUGUUUUUUAUGCAUAACACUGAAUUCAGCUGCAAGUUUAUUUUAGAAAUACAGGCAGUCCUUGACUUACGUCGUUUCGAUUUACGUCGUUUCAUGUUACGUCGCGUAUUUCGAGAACCUAACAUGCCGUAAGUACGAGGACUGCCUGUAUACCUAUUGUAUUCGCUAUAUAUGUCGAGGCUGUAAGGCAUUGUGGAGGCAUUUGCUGAAAGAAUGCGUGAAUCAAAAGAUGUUCGUUUGUUAUCAGAAAAUGUCACAUGUAAUUUUAUACCUGUUAGGGAGUAACAAACACAUUUAUACAUAUAUGUAUGCAAGAAAGAGAGGAAACGAUAUAUUAGUUUUUCUUGGCUCUCAGUCGAUUCAUAUUUUAACAUCAACUUAUAUUGUACUAAAGACCCGCCCCGGCUUCGCACGCGUGAAAUUUAUUUCAUCACGAUAAAAUACCUCAUGGCACUUAGUCCCCGUAGCAUGAUCACAACAAUAUAGCACAAUUACAUAUCACGUUUUUAAUCGCGUUUAACUGUUUAAAUUCAAAGUAAUUUAAAGAAAAUUGUACUACAUAAAAACCCACGCGGACCAAGCAACGAGACUCAAACCCACGCCCUUCGCUUAUGUUCAAAUCUAUACUAAUAUGUAUUAUAAAGCUGCAGAGUUUGUUUGUUUGUUUGAACGCGCUAAUCUCUGCAACUACUGGUCUUUCAGUGUUGGGUAGUCCAUUUAUCGAGGAAGGUUAUAGGCUAUAUUUUUUUUUCAAAAUUAGG